AGUAUUGUAGUCGUUCAUGGGCUGAACCCUCUGGGUAAUGAAAGCCAUGAAGAGGAUGUAUGGACACACAAGACAACAGGAACAAACUGCGUUCGAACUCUCCUACCGAAGACAACACCUAACGCUAGAAUAUUGGCUUAUCAAUACAAUGCAAAUAUUGUAUUUGGCUCGUCAAUUCCUGGAGUGACUGGACAAGCAAGGAAUCUGCUACAAUGCCUGAAACUAAAACGAGAGGUGACGCUCUUCUGA
Fusarium oxysporum Fo47 is the source of this 249-nucleotide messenger RNA. RefSeq lists its product as uncharacterized. The record is from RefSeq and is a predicted model, not a curated record. NCBI's taxonomy places the organism in Eukaryota, Fungi, Ascomycota, Sordariomycetes, Hypocreales, Nectriaceae. The annotation marks the transcript as partial. The transcript has a single exon.